Alnus glutinosa is the source of this 2109-nucleotide messenger RNA. Its product is annotated as laccase-7. Lineage: Eukaryota; Viridiplantae; Streptophyta; Magnoliopsida; Fagales; Betulaceae. Gene Ontology annotation, biological process: lignin catabolic process. Gene Ontology annotation, cellular component: apoplast. The coding region runs from base 178 to 1881 and encodes 567 amino acids. The record is from RefSeq and is a predicted model, not a curated record. The transcript has 6 exons. Gene Ontology annotation, molecular function: hydroquinone:oxygen oxidoreductase activity; copper ion binding.
UGAGACAUCACAGAACCCAAAAACAUUCUCAGUAGUGGAUGUCCAAUCCAAACGUUCUUAGAGAAUUAACAACCAAAUUCUCAUCUCUCUGAUAUAGUUAUAAAUAGAAACUUUCCUUCUUUGUCCAUCAUUCAUCUCUUUGAUAGCCUUCUUCUCUCCGGCCGGUCCCUCAGCAAUAUGGGACGUUUUGUGUUUUUGCAAGCAUGCGCUUUAGCACUUUUAGCAUCUUCUCUGGCUUCUGCUGCAAUUGUCGAGCAUUCAUUCAAUGUGCAAAACCUCACUGUUCAAAAGCUAUGCAAUGAGCAAGUGAUAACUGCUGUGAAUGGAAGACUCCCCGGGCCGACAAUACGCGUUCGAGAGGGUGAUACCCUUGUCGUCCACGUAUUCAAUAAGUCACCCUAUGACAUUACUAUUCACUGGCAUGGUGUGUUUCAAUUACUAAGCGGUUGGGCUGACGGGCCUGAAUAUGUAACUCAGUGCGCUAUACGUCCUGAAAAUAGCUAUACAUACAAAUUUAAAAUCACCGGCCAGGAGGGAACCCUUUGGUGGCAUGCUCAUGCAUCCUGGCUCCGUGCAACCGUCCAUGGCGCCCUUAUCAUCCAUCCCAGAUCUGGUCGUUCAUACCCAUUCCCUAAACCCCACAAGGAAGUUCCCAUCUUAUUUGGAGAAUGGUGGAAUGCUAAUGUAGUUGAUGUUGAGAAUCAAGGGCUCGCUACCGGCGCUGCUCCAAACAAUUCCGACGCUUACACAAUUAAUGGAAAGCCCGGUGAUCUUUACCAAUGCUCUCAAAAUGACACAUAUAAGCUGAAGGUUGUGCAAGGAAAGACCUACAUGCUACGUAUAAUCAACGCUGCGCUCAAUAACCAGCUCUUCUUCAAGAUAGCCAAUCACAAUAUGACAGUUGUCGCUAUAGAUGCCUCGUACACGAAACCGUACGUCACCGACGUUGUUGUGGUGGCCCCUGGCCAAACCACCGAUGUCCUUCUCUGUGCCAACCAGCCCGUGGGGUCCUACUACAUGGCCGCAAGGCCUUACCUUAGCGCCGCAGGCGUGUUGGCGGAUAACACGACCACAAGGGGAAUCAUCAUCUACGAGGGCGCCACGUCAGCUACUCCCCUGAUGCCGGUCCUGCCGGCUUUCAACGACACCCCCACGGCCCACAAGUUCUACUCUAAUCUUACUGGUCUAGCGGGAGGGCCCCACUGGACCCCGGUGCCAAAUCAAGUGGACGAGCACAUGUUCAUCGCCUUCGGUCUCAACCUCGCGCCGUGUGGAGGGAACGCCACGUGUGGAGGGCCUUUUGAGCAGCGACUCUCUGCGAGCAUGAACAACGAAUCAUUUGUGCUCCCGAGCAAUAGCUCGUUAUCUAUGCUCCAAGCGUUCUUCCUCAACGUGGGUGGGGUCUACACCACUGAUUUCCCCAGCGUGCCUCCGGUGAAGUUUGACUACACCAACCCCAACAUCAGCCUUGAUCAAUCACUGAUAUUUGCGCCGAAAGCAACCAAAGUGAAGAAAUUUAAGUACAAUUCGACGGUGGAGAUUGUCUUGCAGAACACAGCAUUCUUGGCGGUGGAAAAUCAUCCUAUACACAUUCACGGCUUCAAUUUCCACGUGUUGGCUCAAGGGUUUGGGAAUUAUGAUGCCGCUACUGACACCAAAAAGUUCAACCUCGUUAAUCCACAGACCCGUAAUACCAUUGCUGUUCCAGUUGGAGGAUGGGCCGUCAUUAGAUUACAAGUUAAUAAUCCAGGUAUAUGGCUAGUACAUUGCCAUCUGGACGUGCACUUACCAUGGGGGCUGGCCACGGCUUUCGAGGUUGAGAAUGGACCAACUCCAUCAUCUACGCUGCCUCCACCGCCGGCUGAUCUACCAAAAUGCUAGAAGCUCUACGUCGGCCAUGCAUGGCUUUCAAGCUGUGUCGUAACUGUUUUUUUCUUCCUUUUUUUUUUUUUUUUCAAUGUUCGUAGUUUGGCAUUUCGUUAAUUUGUUUGACUGAAAAAUAAAAUUGUAAUAACGUACGGGAGGAAUCAUCCGUCGUCUGUUUUCACCAUUAAUUUCUUAUUAAAUUACAUUCUUGGAGUGAAAUAAUAUGGCUGUUUAUUGCCAACA